AUGAAAAUAUUAAGCAUUAAACUAAAGAAGAGAAAAACAGAAAAUAUAAAGGUGGAAAUAGUGUUCAAUGAAGUGCUUAAAAAAUUAAGCAAACAAAAAAAGAUUUCCCUUUCGAACUCUCUCGUUCCGUCAUAUAUUGGCUCAACGCACUUAAGAGAUUUGAUAUUAAGCAACGAAAAGAACCUAACUGCAAAGAUGAAUUUUUGGAAUAAAGUUACGAAAAAAGUUGAAUACAACUCAAAUGUUCGGUCGAAACUAAUUGAGAAUCAUGGAGAAAUUAUGAAGGUCUGGGAGUGGAUUAGCGACAUUGAUAUUGACAAUUAA
Messenger RNA from Priceomyces carsonii, 324 nucleotides. RefSeq lists its product as uncharacterized. The coding region runs from base 1 to 324 and encodes 107 amino acids. The record is from RefSeq and is a predicted model, not a curated record. The transcript has a single exon. Gene Ontology annotation, cellular component: nuclear inner membrane. NCBI's taxonomy places the organism in Eukaryota, Fungi, Ascomycota, Pichiomycetes, Serinales, Debaryomycetaceae. Gene Ontology annotation, molecular function: chromatin binding.